Messenger RNA from Ustilago hordei, 630 nucleotides. RefSeq names its product putative cyclophilin b. Gene Ontology annotation, molecular function: peptidyl-prolyl cis-trans isomerase activity. Gene Ontology annotation, cellular component: endoplasmic reticulum; fungal-type vacuole. Bases 1 to 630 code for a protein of 209 amino acids. Gene Ontology annotation, biological process: protein folding; protein peptidyl-prolyl isomerization. The transcript is spliced from 2 exons. The record is from RefSeq and is a predicted model, not a curated record. Lineage: Eukaryota; Fungi; Basidiomycota; Ustilaginomycetes; Ustilaginales; Ustilaginaceae.
AUGAAAUCCAUUCUCUCAGCAACCACACUCACCACCCUCCUUAUCGUCCUCUUUGCCAUCUUCUCCACCCUUUCCUCCGCUUCCACCUCCGACCCUGUUGUAACCAACAAAGUCUACUUUGACAUUUCUCACGACUCCAAAGAUGUUGGACGUAUCACUCUAGGUCUAUACGGCAAAGACGUCCCUCGCACUGCUGAGAAUUUCCGCGCUCUCGCUACCGGCGAGAAAGGCUUCGGUUAUAAGGGCUCCAAAUUCCAUCGAGUCAUCAGCAACUUCAUGAUCCAAGGUGGUGAUUUCGAGCGCGGUGACGGUCGUGGUGGUUACUCGAUCUACGGUGGGAAGUUCGACGAUGAGAACUUCAACCUCAAGCACACUGGUCCUGGUGUGCUCUCGAUGGCCAACGCUGGUCCCAACACCAACGGUGCGCAAUUCUUUAUCUGCACCGUAAAGACGAGCUGGUUGGAUGAUAGACAUGUUGUCUUCGGUCGAGUUCUGGAAGGAAUGGAUAUCGUCAAGUACAUCGAAAACGUUCCUAAAGGUUACGGCGACAAGCCUGUCCAUGACGUUAUCGUUAAAGAUUCGGGUGAAUUGCCCGCGGACGAUGGCGAAAAGGUGAAGGACGAACUCUGA